UGAAAUUUUAGAUCAGCAGACUGACAGAGAUCAUUCUGGAACAAGACACGAAUACAAAAUAUGAAUAUUUUCGUGUUGAUGCGCAAGAGGAUGCGUCACAACCCACUUUACUGCACCUGGCUGCUGUGCAGAAUUUUCUUCAUGUCACACGAUGUUUGGUCAACCAUUACUCCGGGCUUAUGUACAAACACACACGUGGAGACAAGGACAACGCUCUGCCUGUAGAGUUAGCCUUACGAAAACACAAGGAUGACACUGCCGCUUAUCUUAUAUCACAAAUGAAGUAUGGUUGGUAAGUGGUAAAGAGCAUGGGCGUACGGGACCAGUCUUAUUUGGGGGGGCACAGUAUAUUUUGCCUGAACAGGCAAACUUAACAUUUUACAGGUCACCAAAAAAUUUUGUCGGAACAUACCAGAAAAUUUUUUCGGGACCGACCAAAAAAAAUUUUCCGGACCGACCCAAAAACUUGCCAGUAAACAUAUACAAAAAUUUUGCCAGACAUAAAAAAAUUUUCCCUAACAUCACGUAAUUUUCGCAACUAUACAAAAAAUUUUCACUGCAUAUCAUAUUUUUCUGAAAUUUUAAUGUUUUGCCCGAAUUCGCAUUGAUUUUUGCCCGACCGCAGAAAUUUGGGGGGGCACGUGCCCCCCCCCGCCCCCCAUUGCGAUAGCUUUUAUAGCUUUUACGUUACAUGAAAUCAAACAGUGUGCAUUUUUUUUUUUGGGGGGGGACACUCGGUAUGUUGAUGUAGAGGUGGAGAUCGAGAUAAGGGCAAUUUACCAUCUCGCUGAAUGCAGGGUAUGACAAUUCGUACUCCAAUGAUUUUUAUUCGUCAUAGUGGAGUUGUGUACUCUUUCACUUGUAUUUACCGUUGAUAAUUGUUACCAGUAUGGCUCACAAACAUGAAAUCUUUUGUUUAUACUUCAAGGAUCCAAGAUCUGUUUCUCUGUGACAACAACGAACAACCGUCAAUAAAGUUUUAUUUUGGAGAUAUCAUAAGCUAUCGUAAUGCCAGGACAAAUGAGUAUGGCAUGAAGGUAGGGUAUUUUUUAGUUCCAGUUCAUAUGUUUAUGAAAAAUCAUAAAAAUAACAAGUAUUUUUGCUGAAAAUCUGCCAACCAUGGGUUAAACACAGUCUUUCAAGAUAUUUGCAUAACUUAACGUUUACACUGGCUUGAAGCCCCCAUUUUGAAGUGAUCUUAUAUAUAAGUUGUUUCUCGUUGUUAUUGAAAGUAGCAGUCUCCAAGAGCCCGUAAACGUAACCUCGUACAUCCAAAUUUACAGGGGGGUUUUUCCAGGAAUUUUUUGUAGCCGUUAUUCGUUAAACGGAUCCCCAAAACUCGAUUUUGAAUUAGCUUUUCUCACGGCUGAUUUUCUUGCCAUUUUGGGGUACUGCCUCUCCUACGUUUGAGAGUCUCCGCACCAUGAAAUACAACUUUUUAGUAUCGUAGUUGUUUUUAUGAUGAUAAAUUUACAGUUACAACUUUUAAAAGUCGCAUUUCACGAUCUUUGAAUUGUCUAGAAUCCUUCACGAGGACAGACAGUACCCCAAAAAUGGCCGCGGAUUCUGACGUUCGUGAGAAACGCUAAUGGACCAUUUGCAUUAUAGACUAAAUUUUGAUCUAGACAAAAAUUUCAUCACAGCUUGAAAGAGCAUCACAAAAUUAGUAAUAUUCCAAAGUUUCGUUGCGAAAUGUUGUAAAAUGCGGAUAAUAUAGCCUUGCGAAAUUUGCAAUUUUCAGUCAUUUUGUAUUACAAACAGGAAAUUGAUGCCCCAUCACCCGAUUGGGCUGUCAAUUUCCCGUUUGUAAUCUAAAAUGACUGAAAAUUGCAAAUUUCGCAAGGCUAUAUUAUCCGCAUUUUACAACAUUUCGCAACGAAACUUUGGAAUAUUACUAAUUUUGUGAUGCUCUUUCAAGCUGUGAUGAAAUGUUUGUCUAGAUCAAAAUUUAGUCUAUAAUGCAAAUGGUCCAUUGAGUUUAGACAGUUUAAUCAUGUCAUGGAAAGUUUAAGCGAAGUAAAAUUGAAGUCGUUGUGAGAUGUGGAAAUGUGAGAUGUGGAAAUAUUUUUUUCUGUGUGAACUCAGUGAAGUGAGAAAAACACAAACAGACAACAUGGGGUGGGGGAGUAACAGAUGCCCCCAGUCUCACUGUCAUAUAGAUGAACUCAAUCUUUUGUGCAAAAAUGCACGCAGCAAAAAAAACUCUGAAAAAUCCCUGCUUUAGUAGGCUAACUUUAUGAGAUCAGUGGAUUCUAUGUACUAUUUACAAGUUACAACAUGAGCGGCCGUGUUGUAUCCGAUACAACGCGGACGGGAAACGUCUGUUCAAACAAUGGCUUGUGAAACGUCUUGAUGAGAACAUUCGUAUUCUUCAACAAUUUAAAAUAAAUUAAUGAUAUUUGGUGAGAAAAUUGAACUUAAAGUUUAUGUAAAUCAGCAUGAUUCUGUAUCAGAUAUACGAACUCCUUCACGCUCAUGAUUCUUGUUUGUGUUUUCUUCAUGCAUUAUUAAUGGUAUCCCAAGUGUGAUUUUGAUUGCGACGCUGUUUUUUCCCAUUUUUUUACAGAAAACAGUUUUAGCAGUAUUAAACAAGUUGAUCAAUCCUCGUUGGCCUUACUUACCCGAUCGGCGCGAUGAAGAUGAAAGCAAUGAUGAUAUUCAGCGAGCCUUGGAAAGCGUUCCUGACGAUCCAAUGAGCUAUGAUUUCAAUUAUCAGAUCCUUGAAGCGGACGAGAAUGGCAGACAGCCCAAGAUUGAGGUGGCCACAGAGUUUGACAAAAAUGAUGAACCGACAAACUUUGAAGAGAUUGCCAAUCCAUAUUUCAAUCCGAAAUCUGUCUCGUGUCUCAGACGCAUUGCUGACAGUGAUAAUAAGGUGUGGGAAUUGAUUAAACUUAGAAAUUUCGAAUGUGCAUUUUAUACCAAUCCCCAAUUAACCAAAAUUUUGAACUCAACAAGACUAGACAAAUAUUUCAUCACAGCUUGAAAGAGCAUCACAAAAUUAGUAAUAUUCCAAAGUUUCGUUUUAAAAUGUUGUAAAAUGUGGAUAAUAUAGCCUUGCGAAAUUUGCAAUUUUCCGUUAUUUUAUAGAUUAGAAACGGGAAAUGGUUACCACUUCUGUGCGUAAUACAAAAUGACUGACAAUUACAAACUUCGCAAGGCUAUAUUAUCCGCAUUUUACAACAUUUCGCAACGAAACUUUGGAAUAUUACUAAUUUUGUGAUGCUCUUUCAAGCUGUGCUGAAAUUUUUGUUUAGGCUAGUUGAGAUCAAAAUUUUGGAAAAGUGGUAACCGUUUCCCGCUCGUAAUACAAAAUGACUGAAAAUUGCAAAUUUCGCAAGGCUAUAUUAUCCGCAUUUUACAACAUUUCGCAACGAAACUUUGGAAUAUUACUAAUUUUGUGAUGCUCUUUCAUGCUGUGAUGAAAUUUUGUCUAGACUUGUUGAGUUCAAAAUUUUGGUUAACUGGGGAUUGGUCCAUUGUAGGCCCUGUCAUUGAACCUGCGGCCCUGCGAUUCUGGUGCAGCGCUCUAAUACAUAUUUAUACUGGCUAGCUCAACCAAUUUUAUCUAAACUGUGAUCUCUAUUGUUUUAUAUUCAGGAAGCUAUACAACAUCCGGUUGUUCGAAUGUUGGUGGCGAUGAAAUGGAAUAACUUUGCCCACAAGUGGUUUUGGUAAGAAUAAUUACGUUCUAUACUUCAACACACAACUGCCACGCCACGUGAACGUGAAACAUGGCCGAAAGAGGCGAUGUUUACUUCGCUGUACCGAGGACUGGUUCAAAAUGCAAAGACUUGAAAUCUACACACGUAAAAAUCGCACAACUUGUGAACAAGAUGUGUUCGCGACAGGCUUGUAGCAAGCUUGUCAACAAGUUGUAACAACGCUGUUAUAGUUUAUCAAGUUGCUACAAGGUUGUCACUCACAACUUGUUGACAAAUUGUUGAAUUGCAUGACGAUAACAAGUUGUUGGAACAACUUGUAACAAGUCUGUUGAACUCAACAACCAGCUUGUAGCAAGUUGUCAACAAGCUGGGAACAAGCAGUGCGAACACAUCCUGUUGACAAGUUGUUGGAACAGCAUUGCUACAAGUCUGCUGCAGGUUUGUUACAACUUGUGCGUUUUUACGUGUGUAGUCCAGUCCGAAUUGGAGGAUUUUAAUUGACAUCUCAUACGAAUAAAUGACGGUGAAUUAAUUGGUGAAUUAAUUUUGAUCCAAUCCAAGGACUGAAUUGAUUUUGAUUCAGUCCUAGGACUGGAUCAAUAUACUUCACCAGGUAUCCAGUAUUAUCAUCAGUGGCGUACAGCCAGCCCAACGAUUUACUCCUACUUUGCAAAUUACAACUCAUCAUUAUUCAUUUCUUUAGAAAUUUAUUGUGUUGAUAGUUUAUAGACAUGGCAAUAUUUGCAUAGCGGGAGUGCGGGACUAGAUCGUCGGGCUGCCUACGCCACUGAUUAUCAUGUGAGCAAAAUAAAGCAAUAUGAUGCUUGUGAUGUUACUCUGAGUGUAUAUCCACACCGGGCAAGCUUGAAAAAUACCUGACCACGGUGGGAAUCGAACCUACGACCUUUGGAAUACUAGUGGUCAUGAUUAUUAUUAGAUAAAAUCAUGAUUAUUAUUAGAUAACAUUGAUAUCGACGUAACUAGAUUCUGUUCCGAAAUAUCACAUACUCGAACCGACCAGACCGCGUAGCUCAGUUGGCAGAGCAUUGGGCUAGUAUUCCAAAGGUCGUAGGUUCGAUUCCCACCGUGGUCAGGCAUAUUUUUCAAGCUUGCCCGGUGUGGAUAUACACUCAGAGUAACAUCACAAGCAUCAUAUUCACCUGAGUACAUUACAACAACACAGAAAAAAUCAUAAAGCAAUAUGGUUGGCUAAAUUACUUAUGAAUUAUUAAUGAUUGCUAUAUUCCAAUAUCUAAGUCCUAGUAUUCUCUAUAUUUUAGCGUCAAGGCUGCACUUUACGUGAUGUUUUUAGCAGUAUUGUCAUUCGCACUCAUCUACGGCUCUACUCGUGAAGAUCCAACACAGUACAAUGGCUCGGCUGAUAAAUUACGGGCAUUCUGUGAGAUUUGCAGUAUAGCUUUUCUGAUGGUUCAAUUGUUUGACGAGAUCGGUGAAUUAGCAAGGUUUGUCGAACAAUAACUCAUCAGGUUGGAGUAGACGCGCAAUUCAAGUGACGAUACAUAUACAGUUAUGUUUGUGGUGUUGCUGGAUGUUUCCAGCUAUCGACUAUUUUUUAUUCUAACAAGAAAGACGAAAUCUAUCAUUAUAGCUUAAAAGUAAAAGAGCAAUCUAAAAUUAGUAAAAUUACAAAGUUUAGUUGCGAAAUGUUGUAAAAUACGAAAAAUAUAGCCCUGUGAAAUUAGCAAAUUUUGAGUAUUUUUGUAUUACGCGCGGAAAAAUGCACCACUUUCGGCACACUCAAAAGGAUUAUCCAUGUACCCCAAUAUUCAGUUUCGACCAAGUGAAGUGCAGAAAAAUUAUGUUUGUCUAUAAAAUUCCUUACAGGGAAGGAGGAAUCUACUUCAAAGUUGGAUACAACCGCCUUGAUGUACUUGGUAUCACCCUCACAUUCCUUGUCCUGCCUCUGCGCUUUGCUGAAGUAAAAGCUCAAUGGAGUGUUGCUGCGAUCGGUUACAUACUCAAUUUUUUACGACUCUUCAAAUAUUCCAAUGUUUCAAGGUAAUUUUAGUGCUGAGAACAAAACUUAGUUUGUAGUUAUGUUAUACCUAUAGUUAUGUUAUACCUAUAGUUUGUAGUUAUAAGUGUUAUACUGUACCUAUAGUCACACUAUCAAAGUUUCUGUGAUCACAUUAGGAAUUUUGCAUAGGAAGAUUCUAGGUUUUGAAGGAUUUGCAAGAAAUGUUUGCAUGAAAAUUUACCUAAAACUUAAAAUUUACCUUCAAAACGUAAAAUUUACCUAAGGAAAAUACUCUUCUUUUUUUAGAACCACUUGUCUUUAUACGACGACGCUUGUGAAUAUAAUCAAAAGAGAUAUCACUCGUUUUAUGGUGUUUUUUUCUGUAAUAUUUAUUGGAUUUUGCGGAGCAUUGUUUAUGGCUUUGAAAGUAGACGACAUGCAAGAUUCUUUCAGGUUAAUAGAAUAUUUUUGUGCCUGACUGUUUUGAUUGUAUUGUGUUUCAUGUUGUUUGUUAUUAUUGUUAUUGUUAUUGUUAUUGUUGUGGUACGUUGUUGUUAUUUGUUGUUGUUGUUGUCUGUUGUUGUUAUCUGUUGUUGUCUGUUGUUGUUGUUGUCUGUUGUUGUUGUUGUUGUUGUCUGUUGUUGUUGUCUGUUGUUGUUGUCUGUUGUUGUUGUCUGUUGUUGUUGUCUGUUGUUGUUUGUUGUUUGUUGUUUGUUUGUUGUUUGUUGUUGUUUGUUGUUGUUUUUUGUUGUUGUUUGUUGUUGUUUGUUGUUGUUGAUUGUUUGUUGAUUGUUUGUUGUUUGUUGUUGUUUGUUGUUGUUUGUUGUUGUUGUUGUUGUUUGUUGUUGUUUGUUGUUUUUUGUUGUUGUUUGUUGUUGUUUGUUGUUGUUGAUUGUUUGUUGAUUGUUUGUUGUUUGUUGUUGUCUGUUGUUGUUGUCUGUUGUUUGUUGUUUGUUUGUUGUUUGUUGUUGUUUGUUGUUGUUUGUUGGUGUUUGUUGGUGUUUGUUGUUGUUUGUUGUUGUUUGUUGUUUGUUGUUGUUGUUUGUUGUUGCUGUUGCUGUUGUAAUAAACUUUUUUGGAACUAUUAUCUGAAAUAAACACAGUCCUCUUUCUUCUAUAUUUGACGUCCACUACCGCUACGAUUAAGGGACCAUCAACCAAUCAGAUGCGCUUGAUUUAUCUGAUUAACCAAUCAGCUGCGCUUGAUAUAGCUGAUUAACCAAUCAGAUGCGCUUGAUAUAGCUGAUUAACCAAUCAGAUGCGCUUGAUUUAUCUGAUUAACCAAUCAGAUGCGCUUGAUAUAGCUGAUUAACCAAUCAGAUGCGCUUGAUAUAGCUGAUUAACCAAUCAGAUGCGCUUGAUAUAGCUGAUUAACCAAUCAGAUGCGCUUUAUAUAGCUGAUUAACCAAUCAGAUGCGUACUACACGCGUAAAAAUCAUCAUGUUGAUGCAAGUUGUUCAAAACAGGAGUGAACAAUGUUGUGCUGCACCCCGUGAACAAUAUUGUUAACAAGUUGUUGAACCAUCAACAUUGUUGCAACUUGUUGACAAUCAUGUUAACAACUUGCAACAGUACUGAUGGUUGAACAACUUGUUAACAAUAUUGUUCACGGGGUGCAGCACAACAUUGUUCACUCCUGUUUGAACAACGCCGAACAACCUGAUCAAUUUUUACCCGUGUAAGCCAGGCAAUGGUAGCGGUAGUCAAAUCUAAACCUCUCUAAUAUCACAACUGAAACGUGUUUCUUCUAUGGUUAGCAACUUCGCUUGGUUGAUGUUGGCUGGGUUUAGAGCUCUUGUUGAACAACAACCUUUGGAAGACGACUACCAAAAGUUUGGGUAAGUAUAGCUUUAUUUAUACAGGAUAAGUCUAAGUUCUAUGCGCUGUUCCCCACUGAUCUAAUAGUGUCCUCCCUUUAGGUCUAGCAAGGGACAUCCCUUGUGGUUCACUGAGUUAAUUACUUCAGGAAAAAACUGCAGUACCUGGAGAAAACUAGACUUGCUCCGAGUCUCUCUUUCAUUGUCAUAUCGAUCCACUAUAGUGUACAUUACAUGACGUAGUACGGAGAAGCGGAGCGAGAAAGAGAGACUUGUCAACUUCGGAAAAUCUCUGUUCAAAACUGAACCGAAAAUGCAAGACUUACUUUAAUUGUUUUCUGUCAGUGUUUAUAUGUAUUCAUCUAGCACAGUGUAAAUAACAUGAGUUCCAUUAUAGUAAAUAAUACAGAAAGAAAUUGAAGGAAAACAAUUAAAGCAAGUCUUGCAUUUUCGGUUCAGUUUUGAACCGAGAUUUUCCGAAGUUGACAAGUCUCUCUUUCUCGCUUCGCCCCUCCGUGCUACGUCAUGUAAUGUACACUAUAGUGGAUCGAUACGACAAUGAAAGAGAGACUUGGAGCAAGUCUAGGAGAAACCCUGCAGCGUUUCGUAAGCAAUCUUCUCGUACGAGACUGAAGCAAAAUUAUAUAACUGAUUAGACAAUUAUUUUUUAUUGUCUGCAAGCAAACUUUUUUUAUUGUCUGCAAAAUCGAAGUGUAUUGUAAGUUUUGAGAGCUAAAUGUUAAAAUACCAGUAUUGUAAAAUGUGGCUGCUGCACAAAUUCAAAAAAUGCUCGCAUUUUUACUAAUGAUGCUGUAAAUCAUAAUAUUUGUGAUGCUGUAAAUCAUAAUCUUUAAAUCAUAAUCUUCCUGACAGCUCAACCACAUUACGGUUCCCAAAGCCACGUUCGAACAGUUUGGAAAAGAGUUUCAUGUAUGACGGGGCUUUCAUAUGGAACUCUUUGCCAGAAAAUAUUAGAGAAAGCAAAACGCUAUCAAUUUUCGAAAGAAAAAUCGCUACCCAUCGCUAUUAUAAAAGCAUGGUUGUAAAUAGUAAAUUAACGUAUAUUAUAGUAUAUUUUCUUUUUUACAUAUGCAUGUGUAUUUCUUACUACCUUUAUCUUCUUUUUGUAAAAUUACUUUUGUUCACACGGCCAUUGUAGAAACCAGCUUUAGCUGACAAUGUUAGCGUGGUUAGAUAAAGUUUAUCAUUAUCAUUAUCAUCAUCGUACGAAUGGUGCUGUAUAACAUUGCACCAACAAGCUCAAAUGAGCAUACAUGCACACCUAUACUUGGUAUAUACAUGUCGUAUCACAAAGUUGCAAAUUAAUAUUUUAUUUCCGUAUUUUACAGCUGGUUGACGAUACUUAUUAUACUCUCGUACAUGGGAAUUGUGAUCGUUGUUCUUCUGAACAUCCUCAUCGCACAGCUCAGCUACACAUACAGUGAAGCGAAGAAGAUUGCUAAAGUUCAAUAUACUGUUGAUACCAUGAGGAUUGUCACUCGUUUAGAGUACAGCAGGUUCGCGUUAUGGGUAGGUAUAUAGAGUCUUUAUCACAGAUAUGUUUCUCUGCGCAUACCACUCUUCAAAACUGCAGCUGGUCAACGGUCGUUUGUCUAUAGAGCUGUCUACAUUUGGAACAAUUUAGAUAAAAACCUGAAAGACAGCGCUUCCCUUAAAAUCUUCAAGACAGCACUUAAAAAACAUUUGCUUGCCAAGGAGAACGUUUAAUAACUUACUAAACUUUGUGCAUGGUUUGGUUAAAACAAAUUAAAAGAAAAUUGUAAAUAAUUUCUGAAAAACCCUUUCAGGGAGAAAUUUAUUAAAUAUCUACCAGAUAUCUAUGUCUUAGGCCCCACCAGAGACGGAUUUUCAUAUUUUCGUUCGGAGGGGGGGGUGGAUAAAUAUCUGGGGGGGGUGCUGCUGCUUGCUUUGGCCGGGGCCUGGUGGCAACGCCUGGAAAGGCCAAGGAAAAAGUUUAACAAAAGUUUUCUAGGCCUGCAUGGCGAGAUCUGAGACCAUAAUAUUCGGUAAUUUUACAAAUUUAGUAGUAAGAAUAAUCAAAUAUGAAACUAUCAAAUCAAAAUAUAUAUAAUUUGCGGGGGUGCAACAACUUUUGGGGGCGGUGCCAAAUGCCUCUGGGGGGGGGGGGGUGUCAUUCAUUUCUGGGGGUGCGUCCCCCCCCCAAAAAAAUCCGUGUCUGGGCCCCUCUCAAACGAUUACGGGAGUUGCAACUCCCGCGUGUGUUUGAUCGCCAAAACUUUGUUGAAUUGAUUGGAAUUCAAGAGUUACAGGCUAACUACAAAAAGGAGCUACCUUUCUAAGUCUAGAACAAGACGCCUGCUCAGGCGUUCACACUGGCCUGAAAAUAACGAGAUACGUGCUAUGGUGCAAAAGGCAGGAAUUCAAAUCUUAAACCGCAAGCAAAUUUUAUGGACUUUUUAAAAAAACCUUUUCGGGAGAGGUAAUGGAGAUCGAUGCACGUGCAAAUCAUGCCGACCUACAGAAUCGAUUUACGGUUUUUUCUAACAGCGCGUUGUUUUCAUGUGCGUUCCAUGGGCCGCGCAAAAAAUAUAAAUAUUCUGUAAAUACCGAAAUAAAAGAUGAGAAUCUCAAGACACAAGCUUGAAAAUAACACUAUAAAUAAUGUUUUCGAUUCUGGUUCCAAUAACAUUAUCACGAAACGGAUAUGUCCAAAGGGGCGGAAGUUAUGUUCGGCAAAAUGUAUGGCUAGUUUACAUUGUUUGUUGUAUUAUGAAAUAUGAUACCAUACUUGUAUUAAAAUUCGCGUCGAACUAUAAAUGUUAUUGUAAAUGAGUAGACUUGCCACAAGUUGACCUCGAACGAAAUGCGUUUCUUCGAGGUCGACUUGUGGCAAGUCUAGCAAAUGAGAACCAUACAAAUGAUACAAUAAUGGUUCUAGUUCUUGUUGGUAUUUUGAACGCACGCUUUAUCUUUCAGUAUACUGUAGCUACCACAAAUCUUUUCGUGCGGAUUAUAUUUCGUGGAGUACUAAAUAUUAUAUUUUGUGGUUUUCGAGUCAUUACACGAAGAAAAACACAUUAAUUCAACACGCAAGAAAGUCCAGAGUACGACACAACGUAAAAUACAUAGGAAACCGGCACAAUUCUUUGAAAAUUCAACGAAACUGUGUAAAAUAUAGUUUGAUCACUCUGUGAAAAGCCGCCAUUGCAGUUCGGAAUUGUGCGCGUGCGUACAAGUGUAUAGGCUAAUAAACGAACAAUGUACCACAAGCAUGGCAUGAGUCGGCUAGUACGUACAUAAAUACGUAAUUUGUUGCUAUUGUAUUUGAAUCAUGGAACGGAGGGAACCGAUGGCAUUUUGGCUUAAUCGUUGCACCUUGAGCCUGCGAUGCGCUAACGCAAACUCGAUUUCUCGACUACGAAAAAAACAGAAAAAGACACUUGGCCUACAGGCCAGUGUAAUUAAGUCCCGAUCUAGCAAGGAUGAGAGUUGAUAAGAUUUGAGAAGCGAGAGUUUGCAUGAGAGUUUUCUUGCAUGAGAGUUUUCUUGCAUGAGAGUUUUCUUGGACAGAGACUGUUUGCCAUCUUUAAGAAGCAGGCGUGAAUUAGCAACCAUCCGAGAGAUCAGAAGGAUUCAAGCGGAACCAACUCACCCUCGCCAUACCGUACUGCCUGAUCCUAGAGGAUACCCAAAUGAACUUAGACAAAAUAAUUCUUAUACAGUUCUAUCUAGAACCGCGAGACACAAACAAUGUUUCAUUGCAAGAUCUAGUAAAUACAUAUAAAUCUGAUUUUUGAACAUUCAACUUUGUCUUAUUAACUUUUUAACUCUUUUUUUAACUUAGUCUUUUUAAUCUUAGUCUUUUUAACUACAAUUAUUGAUCUUAUUCUAUUAUGACUAACUGUAAAUCCAUUGUAUUUUUGAUCCUAAAGAUGGACAAUAAAUGCAAUGACGUGGUGUUUUGUAUUUUUCUUAUAGAAUUUUAGGGUGAAGAAUUACGUCGAAGGUGAUUGGAUCAGUGACGAAGACCUGGCGACAGAGAUCUUAGAAUACACUGAAGAAAGACAUCCCUGGGAGACGGCGGAAGACAGGAUCACGGGUGUCAGGUAUCCUACAUUUUGAUGGUCUGGUUGUAUAGCGACGAAUUCAUCAGAUACACCCUUCCGUAAAGUACUCAGCCAUGGCUUUCGUGAUAGAGAUAUUUGGUUUAGAGUCCUUUAUCUUGUCACGGAUGGUCAUAUUUACGAAAUCAUACAGUUAUAUUAGUAACAUUUCAAAUCCGACUGUUGGGACUGGACUAGAUUUCAAGUCCGCGCUAGUGGAUCAAAAUGCGAGGACUUGAAAUCUAGUCCAGUCCGAAUUGGAAGAUUUAAAAUGACAUCUCAUACGAUAAACAACUAUAAUAUAAAGGGAAGUGAAUUAAUUUUGAUCCAGUCCAAGGAUUCCAUUAAUUUUAAUCCAGUCCUAUAAGACAGGAUCAAUAUACUUCACCAGGUAUCCAGUAUUAUUAUAUGGCUUUGCAGAAUCCUGGAUUCUGAUUGGUCGACGUGCGCUCCGUAAAAUGCGUAUCCGGACCGUGGUCCGUAUUUUCCCGUAUCCGGACCGGUUUCCCGUAUGUCAAUUUGACAGGCUCGAAUUUGAAACGUUUUUACACGUUUAUAAGGUCGUUAUGUGAAGAAAAAGUAUCCUUGGAUCAUUUUUAAGAAUAAGAAGUCUUGGAAAUAUUAAUAAGUACUUGUACCAACACAAAUUUCAUCGAAACAGCUAAGAAAACAAGCCGUUUGAACUCUUACUGGCAACCGUAAGUUUUGGCGGGAAAAUCUUUUUGAUUUGUUUGCUUGUUUAAAAAAAUAAAUAAAGAUGAAUUUAACGUCUUUAAUACCAUAUUCUAAACAAAUAUCAUAUAAACUGGGUUAUAGGCUUUUUUUCUGGGGGUGGGGGUUACCGAAAAAGUAGUUCUAAAGCUAUUGUUAAACAUGCUUUUCCGUAAACAAUAUUCGGUGACGAAACCAAAUCUAAACGAAGAAAACUAGCAAAUAAAACAUAGCUCAAAAAUACCUUUAUAGCGCUCAAACAAAUAUAUGAAAAUCAGAAAAUGUGUUUAAGGAGCCAUAUAAUAAACGGUUUAUUAACCUCGUUUUGCUCGAUCUGUACGGGAAAGUAUUUGCCUUCGAUUUAUCCGCACAGACCUCGCUCCUUCGUCGCUCGGUCUGUACGAAAACCUCAGGCAAAUACUUUCCCGUACAGAUCGAGCAAAACGAGGUUCGCUUUGAGAAAGAUAAUAGUACAAGGAAAAACUCUCAAAAAAAUUUGACAGGUUAGCAAAAUACAUUUAUUACAUAGAAAUUAUUUUAAAUACAAGUUUUUUAAAGAAUUAAUACCGAAACAACAGCGAAAAAAACAUGUUCAUUGUCAUUGAGAAUAUAAAUUGUUCAGAAAAGUUUGCAACGAAAGACAAAUGAAUUUGCAGUCAACAAGCACUUAUAUACUACCAAACAUCUGUAUAAUAUAUCUGAUCUUUUCUGUGAGAUAUACCGGUUCUAAAACCAUUUCUUUCACUUCGUCUGCGACGAGGUCUGCGAGUUGUAAAACAAAAGUAUUUCAAAAUUUUUCAAGGCCAAGCGGUUUUUGGCCGAACAAAUUGUCAAGUCACUCAAGACAUUGUAACAGACGAUAAUUAAUUAUUGCUUCAGUUAAUGGCUAUUAGACUAUAUUAUAAAACAAUUAUACCACAUACCUAUCAGCUCAUAUACGACUCGAGCUCAUGGUAUAAUUGUUAAUUAUCAUGUGAGCAAAUUAAAGCAAUAUGGUUGGUUAAUUUACUCAUGAAUUAUUAAUGAGACUGAGAUGACAAUAUGAGAUGACAAUAUAAAAUACCUUUACAUAAUUAUCCGUAAAGUAAUGAAGGGCUCCAAAGCCGAUAUCUCGAUCCCGAAAACGAGGCAAAGGCCAAGUGCUUUCCGCUGGGGUCUAUUGCCGAGAAAUUAAUGUCAUAUUAUUCUCUCCCCCUUCAGAGAAAUUAUGCGAAAAGUUGUAAGAAAAGGCAAGGAAAUGGAUCCUUUGGAAAGCAUUGAUGAAAAAUUAACUAAACUUACGUAAGUACAUAUUAUUAUCUUUAUUUCGUAAACUCACGGACAAGCUAAAAAGCUAAAAUUUAUACUGGAUAUUCUAUCAGUUCUAAGUUACUUUCACAGAGGUUCAGUAUUAUUAUUGUUAUUUUCCCACCCGUGCGACCGAGGUGAAAUUAUAAUCAGAUAUAUUACAUGUUGCUUCUUCGCAAGAACUCAGUUACAGAAAUGGAAAAAAACCUUUCUGGGACCGCAAGAGAAAAUUUAAAAUUUUCUGCAAUAGACAUUGGGACAGUAUAACUGUGUGACACUAACAAGUUGUCAAACUGAAUGUCAUGCUAUAUUUUAAAAAUAAUUCAGUGUACUGAGAAUCUUAAUUAUGAAUAAGAACUUUUUAGGAAUAUACCAUAAAACUAAUUUUAAAUACAGAUACCAAAAAGGGGUACCGUUAUAAGGUACCCCUUUUGAGUGAGAGUGAGUGAGAUAUCAUGUUCAACACGAGAAAUAAAUCUGGUAUUUCCAAGCACCCAUGUAUUUUUCUGUUUAUUAUAUAAAGGACAGUCUUUGAAAAGCGGUAAUUUUUACAGAAAAGCGGUAAUUGAAAAGGGAUAAUUUUCACAUGUGAGAUUAUCAUGAAUAAUCUCACAUGUGAGAUUAUCACUUUUAUCAGUGCUCGAAAUCUCUAUAAAGCACUAUACUUUAUAUAAUAAACUACAAUAAACACGCAAUACACUUAUAAUUGCGUUUCUGAGGUCAUACCUACAGUACAGGUAACCUUCUUAAUCCUAUUGGUUAGAAUUUUUCGUCUGAAUUUCUCCUUUUAUCUAAAUAGUUUUUUCUUUCUUGGGAAAAUACUUUCUGGGAACUCAGAAAUAUUUCUGGGACCAAUGGUCCAUUGGUCCUACGGUCCGAUAGUUUCUCCAGCCCUGUGACAGUCCUGUAAGUCCCAUACGUUAACUGCUGUGAAAUUACGGUUGCCAUUGAGUAAUUUUAAAAAGGCUGACGCUGUUGAAAAAUACUAAGAUAUACAUUUACAAGUUAAGCGGAUCAAAUUAUUAUGUCAUGUGAACAUUUUCAAUACUUCCAGACCCUACUUAACCUACCCUACCACAGAAGCCAUCAUAUACAAAAACUGUACUAUUAUAGAUAAAUCUAGACAUUGGACAUUUUUGUUAUAUAAGUAGUCUUUACAUAUACAUCGCCAAAUCACGGAACUAAAGCCUCUAAGGAACUUGUGAUCUUUAAUUAGAGCGUAAUUUGAUCCGCUUAACUUGUAAAUAUAUAAUCUCAGUAUUUUUCAAUAGCGUCAUUCCUGAUGAUGACUGAAACCUAGUCGAAACGUUGAUUAAAAUGUUAACGGAGUGUCUAUUGUUUUGUUCUUUUUAACUGCUGUACCAUCCCUGUUACACGAUCUCUUUAUUUUCCAUUUUAGAGCGAUCAUGGAGAAGUCCCCGGAAUGAAAAUGAACUGUAUAGGUAUUUCACAUUCUGUACUAAAUGCUCUGGAAAGUUUUAAGUUUUAGCUGGAAACUAAUUUAGGAAAUAGUGUUGUUCAUUUGUGUUCAACACAUCAUGAAACGCGAGAGGGCAAAAUAAGUAGGAUUAUCUAGCGAACAGCAUUUUAUGUCGAGAAGAAAAAUAGGACUUAUGGUAUAAUGGUAUGAUGCCAAUUUAUUUUCUCGGUUGAAUGAUCAGAAACAUUUGACUGACCAUGAACACUUCAAUGCAGCGAAAAAUUGUCUGAUAUAUCCACCAAGGCCAGGCUUUAGGAAUGACGUCAUCGUUGUAAAACACAUAAAACUCCCAGAGUGCAUACGUCUGCGUGCAACAGAUUAGGAGACCUGUGGCCGCAGCACGCCGCGAGAUCUUCAUCACUUUCCUGGUACGAGCUUGCUGGAACCUGUUGUUGUCGUCAGCUGUUGCUAUGGUGAUGGCGUGGCUGGUAUUAUUUUCCGUGCUCGAAUCGACGGUGUUAUUAUUUCUGCUCGUACUCUCGAUUUGAGUAAUAGUUCUCAGCGUCUGUUUGACCUGUUGCCGGAUACGUCGGGCAGCUAUGAUGAAACCACCGAACAGCAAAAUUCCCCAAAGCACGAAGAAUGAACGGCAGAUGAACAGCAGUAUAUGUGUACUCGGGAAGAACACAAAAAUCGUAUCGAAUGUAACGACGACGACAAAAUGCACGAGCAAAACAAAUGCCAGUACUUUACGCUUGUGGAUGACCGACGGUAGCAACUGCAGCUUGGUAACCUCUACCAACGACCAAUUCAUGAGAAAGAACCCGGAUGUCAGGCAAGGGUAACCCAAGGAGAACAACAGUAGCCCGUAUCCUGGCGUUAGCUGAAGAGGUCUACCCGUGGAAUACGGAUCGGCUAGCAACACUAUGGCUCGGCUUAGACCAAACAGACAAACCAACAAUGUGAUACAAAUGAAGUAAUUUCUAGAUUUUCUCAUUUGAGUUUGCCAUAGUUUGCCAAGAUUGUAGACCCCGUACAUGGCAACAGCAAAGAAGGUUAUCCCAAAGAUAUAACUGUGUACCGGUAACGCCCAUUUCCAAACCACGGCUCCUUCCUUCCAGUCCGGUAGGGGUUCUGGCAUGCCGGACGAACGACCCGAAUCCUUCAUGCGUGUGAACUUAUUUCACUGACGGUUGCUUUGAUCUUUGGUGGUGAACUGUUUAUUUAUUGUCUAUGAAUUAGAGAAAUAUUUGUGAAUAGAUUUUCUUUUAACUAUUUUGAUUGUAAACAACAUCUAGCAUAAGUUGCCGUUGUUUCCGUCUGAACUACCUGAAGAAAUCGAAGCCUUUUUUCCACCCCAACGUAUUUCUCUAUUUCCUGAGCACUAGCGUGGAACUAGUGAUCAUGAGUGUCAGAUGUAGGAACAAUUUAACCUAGAAUUUAACUGUGUAUUAAACCCACUUGCGCUAGACUAUAGCGGUAAUAUUAUGAUUUUGCUGUGCUUAAAUUUUGCAAUAAUUAUCACUAAAAUAUCUUGAAAAAAUAAAUAUUAUAACCGGAGAAUGUCUAUAGUUUUCAGUUAUGCAUAAUCUUGGUUUCGCAUCAAACAUAUUGAAAUCCUUCUAAACCUUUUUAUAUAAAGCAUACAAAGCAUAUAAAUCGAUAACGAACCGUAAAACUCAAAGUUGGAAACAAUUUAAACUUCGUGACCCUAUGACAUAAACUCUAUUUUCGGCCUGGUCGCGUAAUUUUGAAAACGGGUGUAAUAGGUGUCUUUUUUCCAGAACAUUAGAAUGUUCUUUCAAACAUUGUGUGGUCUGACUAUUUUUCUGUUCUGUGGUCAAAUUUCAUUUAUAAAAAAUCUUAAACCUUAACAGCUCUGAGUUAUAUUUCCUAUUGCCAAAAUUGACUUUCUCACGCCCAAUUGAUCAAAACGUUUCCCCCAGUGGCAAGUCUCAAGGCUAUACGCGGUCCAAAACCUACUCCGGCUGUUCACUUCGCUCGCAGCCGCAGGGCUAACUGCAAAUUAUUUUUGGUUACCUGCAAAAAAAGUAAAUAUACAUGCAUGCUAUAAUAACAUUGAUACAAAAGAAAUUUUCCAUGUCCUUUUACUUUGGAGAAUACUCUAUACCUACAUUAAACCUUCAGGUUUACAUGUGAUCGUUUUUUUCCGCAGGCAGUUCAGACUAAAACCACGGCAGUUUUUUAGAAUACCUACCUGGACUGCAUCCACGUUUGUAAUAUUAAUCUGGCCGCAGAUGUUGUAUAAGUACAUUUAUACAGUUGUAUAUAUAAAUGUGUUAAUUAGGUCUAUAUAUAUCUUAUCUGAUUUGAAAUCUACAUCACUUUAAUUGUGUCAGAACCUUAUGAAUCAUUUUCAAUAAGCUGUAAAUUGAAUUCUCGUCACUUCGGAUAAGCAGUUUUUGAAAAAAAAUAUUCGUGUAAUUUGCUUUCCAAUUAAUAUAUCCUCCUACCUGCAAACUAAUUACUAAUUUAUACAAAAGCGGCUAUAAGCUUCCCUGGACAGGAAAUAAUCUCUUAGAUACGAGUUGAAAAACGGAAAACGCGG
This is a messenger RNA of Paramuricea clavata, 17532 nucleotides long. The record is from the annotation of a GenBank genome assembly. Lineage: Eukaryota; Metazoa; Cnidaria; Anthozoa; Malacalcyonacea; Plexauridae.